Messenger RNA from Sander lucioperca (pikeperch), 1616 nucleotides. RefSeq names its product calcipressin-1-like. Gene Ontology annotation, molecular function: nucleic acid binding; calcium-dependent protein serine/threonine phosphatase regulator activity. The record is from RefSeq and is a predicted model, not a curated record. Lineage: Eukaryota; Metazoa; Chordata; Actinopteri; Perciformes; Percidae. Gene Ontology annotation, biological process: calcium-mediated signaling. The transcript is spliced from 5 exons. The coding region runs from base 446 to 1075 and encodes 209 amino acids. Gene Ontology annotation, cellular component: cytoplasm; nucleus.
AAGAAGAAGAAGAAGAAGAAGAAGAAGAUUUGACGUCAUUUCCUUAAUCCCCUGCGCCAUGCUAACAGCUUUAGCUAAUAUCCAAGAGAUCUAUUUCUAGAUAGCAUUAGAGACCUUUGUGUUGUUUCAGUUUCAGACAGAAGAACCUGUGUUUCUGCCACUCUAACUCACGGAAAGGAGCUAUUAUUAUCCCGGAAGUAGGGAGGGAGAAAGGAGAAAGCGUCGUGUUUCUCUGUUUGUUCUUUUGUUUUGUAGUAGGCUAACGUUAGCUCUGCUAGCUCAGGGUUAGCUUAACGUUAGCUGUGUUAGCUCAGGGUAAGCUUUAGCGUGUUAGCUCUGUGUCAGCUUAACGUUAGCUGUGUCUUAACAGCCUGACAUCUUAAGGAAAUCCACUCUAUGAUGAACUAACGUCUGCCGCUGCCCCGACAGACCGUGCGGAUUAGGGAUGCAGCCGGCGGAGAGAGGAGAGGCGACGGUGGAUGUGAAGUUCACCGAGCUACCGAGCGCCCUGAUAGCCUGUAAAGUCCCGCAGAGUCUGUUCAACGAAGGCGGCGUGAAGGCUGGUUUUGAGUCCUUGUUCCGGUCCUUUGACCCAGCGGUCCAGUUCCAGUACUUCAAGUCGUUCCGGCGUGCGCGGAUCAGUUUCAGCGAUGCUCCGGCGGCGGCCGAGGCCAGACUCCGCCUCCACAAGACGGACUUCAACGGCAAAGAGAUGAGACUGUACUUCGCCCAGUCGGUGCAUAUCGGGAGUCCUCGGCUGAUGCCUCCUAAACCAGAUAAACAGUUUCUGAUCUCUCCGCCUGCAUCGCCGCCCGUCGGCUGGGAGCAGUCCAACGACGCCAUGCCCGUCAUCAACUACGACCUGCUGUGUGCCAUCUCCAAGCUCGGGCCAGGGGAACAGUACGAGCUGCAGACGGCCACGCCCACCACGCCGAGUGUCGUCGUCCACGUUUGUGAGGACGAGCGUGGCGGCGACGCCUCCGCCCCUGACGACAGUGACCCCGACGAGCAGCCCCGCCCCCUGCGGCCGCGGAUCGUCCAGACGCGGCGGCCAGACUUCGGAGAGGAUCAGUGAGCAGCGCCGCCAGGGAGCGGAGAUAUUUCGUGGUGACGGAUGGAGAGGGGGAAACGCUCUGGCAGCCAGCGGCGUCUCGGACACCAAACAUUUCAUAUCCCCAGAGAAAAGUUAGAGACCCACGCUGCGUUCACAUCCCGGGGAAAGAGCAGAGGUAUGAACUUGGUCGAAGAGAACACGGUUGUGUUUAGCCUUCAGAUUAUUCGAGGAUGAAUUCUUUAAUUAGUUCAAAAUCUGCUGAAAAUAUGGAGAAGAUUCUGCUAAAAUCUAGGGGAAAUUCUGUUAAAAAUAUGGGGAAAAUACAGCUGAAAAUGUGCGUAUUUCUGCGUCUGCAGAUCGUGUUUCCCUGCUGAUGAAAUAAUAUGAGACAGAACUGAAGGAAAUAUUAGUUUUUGAAAUGUAGAAAAUAAUGUUAAGUGUAACGUUGUGAUUGUAGUUUUUAGGUAAAAUGGUGCUGGAGUUUAUUUUGAAAUGUGUCAUAACUUUGUGUUUGUGAGACGCUCAGCUGCAAAAACAAUAAAAUAAAGUCUGUACAAGAGCA